CGUUGCAGUUUACAGGGUUUACAGUAUAGAAAGAAGUUAAGCUAUCGAAUUCCGAAAAUGUCUUUGGUUUUAGCCCCUGAAAUACCAGCUCCGGGCUUUUCUUUUGAUUUAUGUCAAAGAAAUUCUCUGCUUGCAAAGAAAGGAUUACAAGUGCCGAAGGCACAGAAAACAGGUACAACGAUCGCCGGUUUAGUUUUUAAGGAUGGAGUCAUUUUGGGCGCCGACACGAGAGCAACUGAGGAUACUAUUGUAGCUGACAAAAAUUCCGAGAAAAUCCAUUACCUUGCUCAGCAUAUUUAUUGUUGCGGAGCUGGAACUGCAGCUGAUACAGAAAUGACUACCCAGAUGAUUUCAAGUCAACUGGAGUUGCAUCGUCUGAACACUGGUCGCCUUGUACCCGUGACAACUGCAAAAAAUAUGCUUUGUCAAAUGCUGUUCCGUUAUCAGGGACACAUUGGUGCUGCUUUAGUAUUGGGCGGUGUUGAUUUGAAAGGACCGUCGAUUUUCUGCAUCUAUCCUCAUGGAUCCUCAGAAAGUUUGCAAUAUACCACUAUGGGUUCAGGAUCUUUGGCUGCAAUGUCUGUCUUUGAAAGCAGAUGGAAGCCUGGUUUGACGGAAGAAGAAGGCAAAUUGAUUAUGGCUGACGCCGUUCGUGCUGGAGUUUUCAACGAUUUGGGCUCAGGAAAUACCAUCGACAUGUGCGUGAUUCGUAAAGGAUCAACGGAAUAUAUUCGUCCAUACGAGAUAGCUAACACAAAAGGCGUACGACAAGAGUCUUAUCGCUACAAACGCGGUACCACUGCUAUUCUCAACAAAAUUGAACGUCCGAUCAUCAUUGAAGAUGAAAUCGUUCGCAGAGUAGACACCGACUCGAUGGACACCUCGUCUUAAGCUAAUUUCAUUUUUAUAUUGAAUUCUAAUAAAAUUUGAAGGUAUGAAUAAAUCCGAAAGUUUUCACAUGCU
Molecule: messenger RNA, 963 nt
Organism: Belonocnema kinseyi
Lineage: Eukaryota; Metazoa; Arthropoda; Insecta; Hymenoptera; Cynipidae
Gene: Prosbeta2
Product: proteasome subunit beta type-7
Exons: 4
Coding region: 58-891 (277 amino acids)
Cellular component (GO): proteasome core complex
Molecular function (GO): threonine-type endopeptidase activity
Source: RefSeq, a predicted model, not a curated record